This is a messenger RNA of Marchantia polymorpha subsp. ruderalis, 2460 nucleotides long. Lineage: Eukaryota; Viridiplantae; Streptophyta; Marchantiopsida; Marchantiales; Marchantiaceae. The record is from the annotation of a GenBank genome assembly.
UCAUUCCGACUUAGUCAUGGGUCAAUAGCAAGGACUGAUUCACACUGCUUAAUUCACACUGGAGUGCAAUAAUUUAAUAUUGCGGAUCUGAGUUCCCAACACUACAAACUCCUUGUAAUUUGUACUAAUUCAUUGAUAGAUUCUCUACUGAUAAUUAUAUCACUCUUACUGCGUUCCGGGGGCUCGAACUGGAGGAAGUUCCCUAACGCAAUAUUUCUACACGGGCCUCAAGAUCCUGCUGGCUAGGAGAGUCACAAAAUUUAUCGCAAGCUUCUGCCUUCAAUUUUCCUCCCCCGUUUGGGAUGUCCUCACUUGAGUUACGCUGCGUAAUCACGGUCAAGGAGAUUUUCACUAUGAUGAUUCUUAAGAGCUUCGUCGCAUUCUGACGCUGAGCUGAUGCACUUUCAAUCGCCCGAGGGGAUAGCUGCGUAUUUCUUCACCUAAGUUACUGCCGUCUGUUCAGGAUUUGGGGUUGAAUAUACCAACUGCAGAAGUGUGACGAGGGUCAUCUUCGACUCAUUGCCAUUUCAUGCUUUCUCGAUCGUUUCUCCGGAUGACUACUCCUACUUCUAGCACCUUCAGCAGUGCUGGCGUAUUUAAUAUUUCAAUGCAUCGUUAAGCUUUUCCUUUCCCCGGUUCAUCUCCGUAGGGCAGUGAUGGUGUUGGUCGAUUUUCAACUCUUGAACUCGACGAGAUCUCGUUUUGGUACUUGUUGCUGAUCAGUAGUUAAGACAUUUCAACGAAGACGAAUAACAACAUCUAUAGUUGUCGCCUAUGAUGACAAAGAUGAGAAAAAGUCACAGGAGGUAGGAUUUGCUGUUUAACGUCUCAUUCCGACCUAGUCAUGGGUCAAUAGCAAGGACAGAUUCACACUGCUUAAUGGAGUGCAGAAAUUUACAGUUGCGGAUCUGAGUUCCCAACACUGCAAACCUCCCAAGUAAUGUUAGAUUUUGAUGAUUUUCCUUAUAGAUAUUAGGAGGUAAUGUACUUGACGAGUAGAAGGAGCCAUUCGCGAACUUCAUCGUGUGGAAAUAGACAAUCUUCAUCACUUUUGACCAAGAGAUUCUGUGCGAUUGUUGUUGGAGAACACCGCCGAGGAGACUGAUGGACGGGGUCAUGAAGCCUAUGAGCACCUGUGCUCCAAGUGAAGUCAAGUUUGAUCCGGGAGCUUGCGACUUGCAAUUGGGUGACACUGGAUUUGAAGAUUUGCCCGAGUCCUGUAUAGCACAUGUCCUCUGCUUCCUUUCUCCCAGAGACAUAGCCAUGUUGGCUUGCACUAAUCGCGUGUUGCGAGGUGCAUCUCUUUCGGAUGUUGUCUGGCAAGCCAAGUUGCCGAAAGAUUAUACUGAAGUUCUUGCAAAGGCAAAGGACGGUGCACGCGCCUUUGAUUCCAAAAAAAAAAUCUUCGAUUAUCUCUGCAGCAAGAUCCCUCUUCAUGGUCACGAGUUCUAUUGGCUAUUGAGGUCGCCUGCAGGAGUUUGUCGAGGUCAAGGCGCUGAAGCCCUGGACAUUCUGGGGGGUUCUGAUAGAGAAUGGCAUUGGCUUCAGCGAGGUGGUUCCAGUUACGACAAAUCGGCGUAUCUCAACGCUGUCUGCUUUUUGAGUGUUAAGGGGAGCAUGGAGUGUUCCCUACCAGUCGGCACGUACACUCUCUCGUGGAGGUUUGCUUUGGAUAAGACGUCGAGUGGGUUUACACGAGGCUGGGGUAAACUGCCAAUUGAGUUUGCGAUGUCAGUCAAUGAUCAUGUAACUGUUGAGACAUACGGUUUUUUUCCAGAUUGCCAAUCUUCAUCAGAAGCUAAGCAUUCAUCCGAUGACGAAGAUCAAGAAGAAGCAGACACUGACUGGAACGAGUAUUAUGUUGGAGAUUUUACUGUAGAAGAGGGAGAAGAAGACUCCGGAAUGGGUCGAGUUAAAUUGGAUUACAGUCUUGUCCAUACUAAAAGCCGUUAUUGGAAACGCGGUUUGUGGUUGGAUGGUGUUGUGAUCAUGCCGAAGAAUUGGUUGCGCUAUGAUGGGGUGCGUUAUGCCGCAACGGUAAUGAAAUACUGUAGAACAAGGAAUCGAUGGAUGGUGUCAUGAUUCUGCCGAAGCAGUAGGGAAUGGAAUAGAACAUGUGAUAGAUGGAUGGGCUGCUUGUCAUCAUGCCCAAGCAACCAGGAAUAGAAUAGAUGACUCAUCAAGUGCCUUGAGCUUUAUCUUCAAGCAAUUAGCACUACUGAGAGAACCGUGCACAUUAAAGCGAGUCAUGUGUAGAUUUGGGUAAAGAGAAUGUACAUAUUACAUGUAAGUAGAUCCAUAUAGGGGCAACCCUAGAGAGGUAGUUGCGAAGAGUUAGAACAGUUUUAGCACUUAAAACUGAGAUUGUACCUAAUUUGCAUGGGCUGUUAGCUUCGGUUCAAUGGACCGAAAUGAAUGAACAGUUCGUGCAAUUGAUGUCUGUUUUAAAAAUUUGUUAAA